Hibiscus syriacus is the source of this 1636-nucleotide messenger RNA. Its product is annotated as trimethylguanosine synthase-like. The record is from RefSeq and is a predicted model, not a curated record. Gene Ontology annotation, cellular component: nucleus. Gene Ontology annotation, molecular function: RNA cap trimethylguanosine synthase activity. Gene Ontology annotation, biological process: 7-methylguanosine RNA capping; 7-methylguanosine cap hypermethylation. The transcript has 4 exons. NCBI's taxonomy places the organism in Eukaryota, Viridiplantae, Streptophyta, Magnoliopsida, Malvales, Malvaceae. The coding region runs from base 618 to 1349 and encodes 243 amino acids.
UAUAUGAUACCUCAUGCAGAUCUUUUUCUUGCAUGUCAAUUUUGGGUCAAAGUCAAUCAUCCUAUCAUGAUGUUGAAGUGGCUGUUGCUGAAUCUCUAUGCCCCAAUCAUAAGCAAGAAGGUAUCAGGCUUGGCUGGGACGAUUUGUGGGUCUGCCAUGGAACAAAACUGUAAUGAAAGUCCUGACCUUGUAACUAAUGAUGAUCAGGAAUAUAACUUCACACAGCAGAAUGAUAUUAUGUCUAAGGAUGAUGAGAAAAAUACAGUGAACUCAACUAGUUUAGGUGAACUUAUACCAGAUUGCUGCUUGAUGGGAGCAGGUGUUGACCAUUUUAAUAACAGUGAUGAGCGAAGCUUGAUGGAGCAUCAAUGUUUUGAAUGUUCCUCUGGGACUCACUGCAAUGAAAAGGUUGAUAAGGUUUAUACUUAUAACAGCACUCAGCAGCUGCUUGUUCCUGAGUCAUGUUCAACAAGUACUGGAGUGCUCGAUUGUGAUUUUAAUGACCAGACAUAUGGUGGUGUUUUUGGUGGUUGGAGGUGUUCUGGGACACUUUCUUCUCAAGGAACUACUUCUAUAAUAUUAAAACUCAAGCUUCUACAUGGGACCCACCCGAAGGCAUGGAAAAUCUAGUAUUUGAUAACCUUAAUGAUAAGUCAAAUGAAACGGCUACAGACUUCAUUCAGAAAUACAUACGCGAUGAUGGAUUAGAAAAACUGCUGUCUGGUGAAAAUUGCGAGACCAGUGGUGGUUGCGAUGGUGAUGGUGAAGCUACAUUUAACUUAAUAUCAGAUGUUCAGGACAAUCUUGGCAGUGUGACCAAGACACCCAUUGAAACAAUAUGUGAUGCUGAUGAUAUUGCUUUAGAAACCAUUGCUUUAGCAACAGACCAGGUGGAUACCCUGCUUGCGGCUGCUACUAUUAAAGGGAAAAAGAAAACAAGAAGACGAUCUCAGAGGAAAUUGUCUCGGAAUGAUGAACUUCAAUUCCAAGGAAUGUCUGAGGUGUACUCUGCCAUUAUUAGUAAAUAUUGGUGUCAGAGAUAUCUACUAUUCUCCAGAUUCGAUGAGGGUAUUAAAAUGGAUGAGGAAGGAUGGUUUUCUGUAACUCCAGAGCUUAUUGCUAGGCAUCAUGCAUCCCGUUGUGGGAGUGGCAUUGUUGUUGACUCUUUUACUGGAGUUGGUGGGAAUGCCAUUCAAUUGUCCAAGAGGUGUGUGUCACAGUCGGAGGAUAUGAGCGUGGAAAUGAAGAAGGAAUUGGGGAAAGAAGAAGUCAAGGGUUGGGGAUUGAGGCACGAGAUGGGAUUGAAAAUGAGGAAUUGGGGAAAGAAGAAGUCAAGGGUUGGGGAUUGAGGCACGAGAUGAGAUUGAAAAUGGGGAAUUAGGGAUUGAAGCACGAGAAGGGGGAAUGAUGUACUUACCCUCUUAUGUGGAGCAACCUGUGUACCCGGUUUAGGUAGAGUUGGAUUUGCCCGAGUCUUCAGUCCAGGAAGAGUUGGAGCAGCUCAAGUCAUGUGGCCCAAUAACCUGCAAAGAGAAAGAAGAUAAGCUUAGUCUGUUAUAAACUGUUAGAAAGGACAGCCAACUGGCAUCCUUUCCAAUUUUCGUUUUUAGCCCUGUAACUAAAUAAUACUGGCUGU